UUGACAUUAAAUUAAUUCAUGAUUCUGUCGAUAAGUGGCGAUCACAUCGAAAUAAACUAGUAAACUUAACAUUUGGAAGACUCGAAUUUUUUUAUCCAUCUGAAAGAUUCAGCCAGAUCUAAAAACUAUCUUCAAAUUAAUAAAAAUUGUAAUCUUUUCUGAAAGUUAUAUGUAGUUAACUUCAAACCUUGAAAGUAAAUGAAACAACAAAUAAUUACUAACUGGCCGGUAACAUUUUAUCAUUUCUAUCUUUUAGCAAUGGACAUGUAAUUCAUUCUAUACGUUGAUGCCAUCAUCAUUUAAUUAGUACUACUUUGUAUUCAAUAAAUAUACAUCGAUUACUUCUUAUGAUCAACGGCGACGAAGUUUCAUACAACAGAUGUACAUUAUUUACAUGUAUUUGAUUAAUUUAUAUAAUCGGUUACACUAAUAGUUUUUAAUUAAUCAAAAAGCCGCAUACAACUUUUUGUUGUAUAAUGACUACUUUAAGUAAUUUCAUGGAAUUUUUCCAAAAGGAAAAGACUUUCAGACCAAAGAAAAAAUUUGUUUAUGGAACAAUAUGUUAUUCUUUACAUAAACAAGCUCAAGCUUCACUUAAUUCAGGUAUAAACUUAAGAUCUGUAGUCAGAUUACCACCAAAAGAGGAUAUCAAUGAUUGGAUUGCUGUUCAUGUUGUAGAUUUUUUUAAUAGAAUAAAUCUUAUAUAUGGUACUAUAUCUGAAUACUGUGACUCUGCAUCAUGUCCAACAAUGAGUGGUGGAGCACGUUUUGAAUAUUUGUGGGCAGAUGGGGAAAAAUAUAAGAAACCAACUGUUCUUCCGGCUCCUCAAUAUAUUACACUUCUUAUGGAUUGGAUAGAAGUAAAAAUAAAUAAUGAAACUAUAUUUCCCGUGUCGACAGAUGUACCAUUUCCAAAAACAUUUACACCACUGUGUCGUAAAAUCUUAACUCGACUCUUUAGAGUGUUUGUUCAUGUAUACUUUCAUCAUUUUGAUCGUAUAGUAGCUAUAGGAGCAGAAGCACAUGUAAAUACAUGCUACAAACAUUUUUAUUAUUUUGUAACAGAAUUUGAUUUAAUAAAUACAAAAGAAUUAAAGCCACUAGCUAAAAUGACUGCUAAAAUCUGUAAAGAUACAGACUCGCCAACACAAACAACUGUAGCAUCAAAUAGUCAUGCAAAAUAGUUACAUGACAUUAUACUGCUACACUAUAAACAUAUAAUCUCUAAUAUGAAUGAAUGUGAACAAAGAAAAUAGGUGUGCACAUUUUUUUUCUAUGAAUCUCAAAAAAGUCAAUUGUAUAUUAAUUAAAUUUAUAUUCAUAAAGCAUAAUAUUAAGAGUGCUAUAACUCCUAAUAUAAUUUCAGUUAUAACAUAACUGAAGUUAUGUUAUAAAUGAAUUAUCUUUGAUAUUAUAAUAUUAAAUUUUAGAUGUAAUAAUUUGUAUGUUUUAUAUUUUAAUUAUAUAUAUUGUCUGUGUAUUGUAUUUAAUACCAUAUCUAAGCAAAAAUUAAAUUCUUAUAAACUAUAUAAAAUACUUUUUGAAUUAUUUAUUAAAAUGAUAAGCAACUAUUAUAGUUUAUUAAUUCAAUUUUUUAAGAUAAUUAUUUAAAUAUUUAUGGAAAAUCGAUGUGAUUUCUUGCUUUUUUGGCAUAUAUAGAAUAUUAUUUGUAAAUAUUAAUAAAAAUUGGUAAAAUAAAAAA
Messenger RNA from Vespa crabro (European hornet), 1702 nucleotides. RefSeq names its product MOB kinase activator-like 3 (gene Mob3). The coding region runs from base 477 to 1184 and encodes 235 amino acids. Gene Ontology annotation, biological process: signal transduction; positive regulation of protein phosphorylation. The transcript has 8 exons. The record is from RefSeq and is a predicted model, not a curated record. NCBI's taxonomy places the organism in Eukaryota, Metazoa, Arthropoda, Insecta, Hymenoptera, Vespidae. Gene Ontology annotation, cellular component: cytoplasm; nucleus. Gene Ontology annotation, molecular function: protein kinase activator activity.